Pelecanus crispus (Dalmatian pelican) is the source of this 579-nucleotide messenger RNA. Lineage: Eukaryota; Metazoa; Chordata; Aves; Pelecaniformes; Pelecanidae. The record is from RefSeq and is a predicted model, not a curated record.
AUGGAAAUGGUGUGGCUGUACGUGGUGCUGAUCCCUGUGCAGCACGUCCUUGCCGUGACCUGGCUGUACCUGGCCAAGCAGCCUUCUCUGCGGGCAGUCCUCUGGGACCCCGCUGGCUGCAAGGGUCUGAUGGGGCUGGUAGAAGAGCAGGUCCGCGUUUGCCAGCGGCAGGUGGAAGCCAUGGAUGCAGUGAAGCGAGGCGCAGAGCUGGCUGUCGAGGAAUGCCAGCACCAGUUUCACUCUCGCCGGUGGAACUGCUCCACCCUGCAGGGGCUGCAGGUCUUCGGCAAGGUCACCAUCCAAGGCACGCGGGAGUCUGCUUUCAUCCACGCCAUCUCUGCUGCCGGUGUUGCCUUUGCUGUGACUCGUGCCUGCAGCCGUGGGGAGCUGGAGAAGUGUGGCUGUGACCGUAAGAUCCGAGGAGUCAGCCCCGAAGGUUUCCAAUGGUCAGGCUGCUCUGAUAACCUGUCUUACGGGAUUGCCUUUUCUCAAGCCUUCGUAGACAACCCUGAGAGGAGCCGCGGCAUCUCCUCCAGCCGAGCGCUCAUGAACCUGCACAACAAUGAGGCUGGGAGGAAG